UGUUCAUUCGUGUUCCUUGUGUCGAGUUGUGAAGACCGCAUUGCUUUUUCUGCUAGAUUUUGAAUUCAAUCUAAAUAAACACAAUGGCUGAUAAUGAUGAUCUCUUAGAUUAUGAGGAUGAGGAUCAGACCGAGCAGGUUACUACCGAACCAGCGGAGCAGCCGAAAAAAGAUGUGAAGGGAACGUACGUUUCGAUUCACAGCUCUGGUUUCAGGGAUUUCCUGCUGAAGCCCGAAAUUCUUCGUGCCAUUGUUGACUGUGGUUUCGAACAUCCGUCAGAGGUUCAACAUGAAUGCAUCCCGCAGGCGGUGCUUGGUAUGGAUAUUCUGUGCCAGGCAAAGUCCGGUAUGGGAAAGACGGCAGUGUUCGUGCUGGCUACGCUGCAGCAGCUGGAGCCAACGGAAAGUGUACCGUACGUACUGGUUAUGUGCCACACUCGCGAGUUGGCAUUCCAAAUCAGUAAAGAGUACGAGCGCUUUUCCAAGUAUAUGCCCAGUAUUAAGGUAGCGGUAUUUUUCGGAGGGCUGCCUAUUCAAAAGGACGAAGAGGUACUGAAAUCUACGAACCCACAUAUCAUCGUUGGAACACCGGGUCGUGUUUUGGCGUUGAUUCGUAACAAGAAGUUGAAUUUGAAGCAUCUUAAGCAUUUUAUCCUGGACGAGUGCGACAAAAUGUUAGAGCAGCUAGAUAUGCGUCGCGACGUGCAGGAGAUUUUCCGUAAUACACCGCACGGCAAACAAGUAAUGAUGUUCUCCGCAACUCUCAGCAAAGAGAUUCGUCCCGUGUGCAAGAAGUUCAUGCAAGAUCCGAUGGAAGUGUACGUUGAUGACGAAACUAAACUGACGCUACAUGGACUACAACAGCAUUACGUUAAACUAAAGGAGAACGAGAAGAACAAAAAGUUGUUCGAACUGUUGGAUGUGUUGGAGUUCAACCAGGUUGUCAUCUUCGUGAAGUCCGUACAGCGCUGUAUGGCAUUAGCUCAGCUGCUUACGGAGCAAAACUUCCCGGCUAUUGGAAUUCACCGUGGGAUGGUACAGGAAGAGCGCUUGUCCCGGUACCAGCAGUUCAAGGAUUUCCAGAAACGCAUCCUAGUCGCCACCAACCUGUUCGGGCGCGGAAUGGAUAUUGAACGUGUUAACAUCGUUUUCAACUACGAUAUGCCCGAGGAUUCCGACACCUACCUGCAUCGUGUAGCUCGCGCCGGACGUUUCGGUACCAAAGGGCUGGCGAUUACGUUUGUUUCCGAUGAGACGGAUGCCAAGAUUUUGAACGAAGUGCAGGAUCGAUUCGAUGUCAACAUCACCGAACUGCCGGAUGAAAUUGAUCUUUCGUCGUACAUUGAAGGACGAUAAAAUGCCCCGUCGGUUCAAUAUUUGAAUUUAGAUUAAUUUAGUUUGUAACUGGAGUAAAAUGGUAAAAAUUCACAUCCUGACAGUUUCUUUUAUAAAAUUGAGCAAUUUGAUUUACUAUUUUUUGUAGUAAAUGUCAGUUUUAUACUCCAAACAGCAGAAUACUGACUCUAUUAACACUCGAUUAGUUUCAAAUUUCCCUAUAUGCUAAUUUUAUAUCUAAUUCUGAUGUGUUACUCUGUCAUCGAUUUGGUGUUUAAGCACAUAAUUUUAUCAAGUUUAUUAUUUAAAUUGUCGGAAACAAAUAAAUAUACAAAUACAUGGCAA
Wyeomyia smithii (pitcher-plant mosquito) is the source of this 1679-nucleotide messenger RNA. RefSeq names its product ATP-dependent RNA helicase WM6 (gene Hel25E). Gene Ontology annotation, biological process: mRNA export from nucleus; mRNA splicing, via spliceosome. The transcript is spliced from 7 exons. Gene Ontology annotation, molecular function: RNA binding; ATP binding; RNA helicase activity. The coding region runs from base 84 to 1355 and encodes 423 amino acids. NCBI's taxonomy places the organism in Eukaryota, Metazoa, Arthropoda, Insecta, Diptera, Culicidae. The record is from RefSeq and is a predicted model, not a curated record.